Molecule: messenger RNA, 1611 nt
Organism: Rasamsonia emersonii CBS 393.64
Lineage: Eukaryota; Fungi; Ascomycota; Eurotiomycetes; Eurotiales; Trichocomaceae
Product: beta-1,3-glucanosyltransferase
Exons: 5
Coding region: 1-1611 (536 amino acids)
Biological process (GO): fungal-type cell wall (1->3)-beta-D-glucan biosynthetic process
Cellular component (GO): cytoplasm; fungal-type cell wall
Molecular function (GO): 1,3-beta-glucanosyltransferase activity
Source: RefSeq, a predicted model, not a curated record
AUGAAGGCUGUCCAGUGGGCUGCGUCGCUCGUCGCGGCCUGCAGCCUGUUUGCUGGCUCGUAUGCCACCGAUGUCGACCCCAUUGUGAUCAAGGGCUCUCACUUCUUCUACAAGACGAAUGGAACCGAAUUCUUCAUCCAGGGAGUCGCGUAUCAAGCCUCCGACACCAACAACACCAGCUCUGACACCACCUACGUCGAUCCGCUGACCGAUCCUGCGGGCUGCCAGCGCGAUAUCCCUCUGCUGAAAGAACUGAGAACCAAUGUCGUGCGCGUCUACUCCAUCAAUCCCGACCAGGACCACAGCGAGUGCAUGAGCAUGCUUGCAGAUGCCGGUAUCUACCUGAUUGCCGAUCUCUCGCAACCCUCGCAGUCGAUCAAUCGCGACUCGCCCGUCUGGGACACCGAUCUGUACAACCGGUACACGUCUGUCAUCGACGCCCUGGCCAACUACACCAACGUGCUGGGCUUCUUUGCUGGUAAUGAGGUGACCAACAGCAACCUCACGACCGGCGCCAGUCCCUUUGUCAAGGCCGCCAUCCGGGACAUGAAGGCCUACAUCAAGCAGAAGAACUAUCGCGCGAUCCCGGUGGGCUAUGCCGCCGACGACGACGCUUGGAUUCGCGAGCAGGUCUCAGCCUACUUUGACUGCGGCAGUGACGACGAGCGGGCCGAUUUUUGGGGCCUCAACAUCUACGAAUGGUGUGGCAAUUCCACCUUUGAACAGUCGGGCUAUGCCGAUCGGACCAAGGAUUUCUCCAAGUUCGAUAUCCCCGUCUUCUUCUCCGAGUAUGGCUGCAACACCGUGCGGCCACGGGAGUUCACUGACGUGCCGGUGCUGUUCGGCCCCCAGAUGACGGGGGUCUGGUCGGGAGGAAUUGUCUACAUGUAUUUCCAGGACACCAACGACUAUGGUCUCGUCACUGUCAGCGGCUCAAGUGUCAGUAAACUGCCGGAUUUCACGGCAUAUUCGAGCCAGAUGGCCAAGAUCAGCCCCAGUCUCACAAACAUGGCCGACUACAAGCCCAGCAAUACCGCCAACCUGCCCUGUCCGACGCAGAACGCGUCGUGGGCGGCAGCCACGAAUCUGCCGCCAACUCCGGACCUGGAGCUGUGCAACUGUAUGUCGUCAACGCUGGAGUGCGUGCCCAAGGCCAACCUAGCCGAUGAGGACGUGGGCGAAUUGCUGGGCGUCGUCUGCGGCCUGUCGCAGACAGCCUGCGAGAGCAUCAACGCCAACGGAACAACCGGCGUGUACGGGGAGUAUUCGGGGUGCGACGCGUCCGCACGACUGGCCUACGCGCUCAACGCCUACUAUCAGGAGCAGAGCAGCAAGGGCAACGGGGCGUCCGCGUGCGACUUCAGCGGUUCCGCCACGAGACAGAGUUCCGCCUCUCCGACGGGAAGCUGCGUCCAGCUGCUCAAGUCCGCCAGCAGCGCCGCUGCGUCCGCGUCGGCUGCCGCGACGGGUGGCAGUUCGGGCGGAGCGACGUCCAAGGGUGCUGCACCGGGCCGAGUGGCCUGGCAGACGUUUGGCGUGUCGGACGCGGUGCAAGUGGGGUUGUAUUCGGUGUCUGCAGUGGGAGCAGGUUUGCUGAUGGCGCUGCUGUAG